AUGCCUCAGCCUGUGCGCUCACACCGGUCCGGCGGGUCGACGGGGGAAGCGGUGGUGGCAAAGGUGACCGCGCUUCGACUGGAUGACGUGGCGGAGGUUUAUUCGUCGGAUGAAGAAUUUCUGGACAUGUUUUGCGAACGCGACUCUGACAUUCGCGAUAACUUACGCGAACAAGGAGUGCGCGACCACAAUGGCGGCGCGCACGGCGUCGCAGGGCAACACUCGUCGACGGCGGUAGCAAUUCCCUCUGCGACUGGUGCGACUGUGUCCAGAUCGCCGUCGCUGUCGCAGUUGUCGCAGCGCUUCGUCAUACCGCAUUCGCACACCGUGCCGCUUCCGCCGCCGUCUCCUGCGGGCGCGCGGAGGGCGCUGCGGAAGGCCUAUAGCCACAACGACGAGAAAAACGUCCGCGCGAUCGGCGGAAGCGGUAGGCGCAACUCCCGCUUGGCGCAGGCGAAGGCGGGUGGCGCAAGUCCCGUUCAGGCGGGCGGGUUUCACUGCUAUGCGGUAGAGGAGUCCCCGCACACCCCCGCGCGUAGCCGCGGGGAAGGGUCUGCGGUAGAUUUCGCGGAAGGGCCCGCGGAAGGUUUUGCGGAAGGCUCCGCGCAUAGAGGCGUGGGGGUUGAUCGCAACGAUGCCGGUGACGAUAACGCGACUUCGCGUGGCGGUAAUUCUGACCGUUGGAUCGACGAUACGGACGACUGGAUGCCGCCCACGCCAAGACGGCAGCAGCAGACGCAGACGCAGGCGCAUACGCAACAGCAGCAGCACCAGCAAGCGCAGCAGCAGCAGCAGCACCGGCGCGAGCUUCAGAAGCAGGGGUCAAAUCCCGAAACUCGAGGCGCCUCGAGAUCCGGAAAUCGCGCUGGGGAUGUCGGCCAUCCCGUGGCGCCCCAUGCGGUAACCAGCGCUGCGGCGCAGAUAAACUCCGGAAUGGCGCAAACUCACCCCGCGGCGCGUUUCUCGCCACGCACGGUUCGCGGGACGACCGCGGCUAUAAGCGGACGAUCGCGCAGCUCGUCGGAUCUGCAGCGCGCCGCCAAUACCUCCGCGCUUCUCCCGCAUUUUCCCGCUUCCCCUUCCGCAGAUUCCCCGUCCGCCGCUUCCCCUUCCGCCCCGUCCCCUUUCCCUGCCUUUCCACCCUCUCUCUCCGCGCCCUCCGCCCGCCCCACGCUAGCUCUCGUCUCCCCCUCUUCCUCCUCUUCCGCCGGCCCCUCCCCCUCUUCCGCUUCCCCUUCCCCUUCGUUCCCCGCCUUCCCGCCGCCGGCGGCGCUCGCAUUUCGUACUGCUAGAGCCACUGCCCGUGACGUGGCACCUGCGUCCCCUCGCCGCCUGACGGGGAUCGCGGCGGCACUCGCGGCGCAGGCCGCGGCGGACGCGGCGGCGGCAAUUCCGUCCGACGUGGAUUCGGACGAAGAAGCGAUGGGGAUCCUAAACGCGCUGCGGCGGUCGCGCAGCAACCCGCGAUCUUCGCUGCCGUCAUUUCCGCCAGUGGACUCUGCUGCGGGGCAAGGAUCCGCGCACGGUUCCGCGCAGGCGCCGCUAGUAGGGUGCGCGGCGGAAAAAUCUGCGCGUUCUUGUGGUGGUGGAGGGGGAACUGUUGCUGGCGUGUACGCGUCUGGUGCUGGCUGCAGUAACGAGUACAGUGGAAGCUACAAAGGUACGGAGUUGGAAAGGGAGGAAGAGGGGAAGGAGGAGGAGGAGGAGGGGGAGGAGGAGGGGGAGAGGGAGGGCUUGACACCCCAGCAGCUCGGGAUAGGUCGAGUGACUUGCUUUGGGAAGCGGAGAGGAGAGAGGAGGAAAGGAGGGAGAGAAUUGCUGAGGAGAUGCAAAAGAGGGGAUGGGGAGGUGUGGAGGGGUCUGUGGGGGAGUGGGGAGGUGUGGAGGGGUCUGCAAGGGAGUGGGGAGGUGUGGGUGGGAGUCGCAGCUUCACAAUAG
This is a messenger RNA of Closterium sp. Naga37s-1, 1938 nucleotides long. The record is from the annotation of a GenBank genome assembly. NCBI's taxonomy places the organism in Eukaryota, Viridiplantae, Streptophyta, Zygnematophyceae, Desmidiales, Closteriaceae.